CGCCUAGUGCUUCAGUUUGGUGCUUAGACGCGGUGCGCGUGCUUCGAAACGUUGUGCAGCAAGCAGUUUGUGUAUUCGCUUCGUAUGUACUCCGUAGACUCGUGCAAUUUUUGAUAAGUGGUCAGCUAGAUAAACCGAAUCGACUCCCCCCCUGAUCAAUCAGUCAAUCAAGCACUUGCACUCGCUCUCGCACACGCAUCGCACACGCAUCACAUUGCACAUUUCGAAUUGUUGGUAUCCUGUUUUGGCACUGAAACUAGUCACCAGCCAAUAUUUGAACCUAUGUACAUAUCUACACGUAUGUGCAUAGGCAACAAUCUGUGUGUUCACUGUGUUCAACAAGAAAUACAAAUAAUCCAAUCACUAAUUGAAAUACAACAGUAACUAGCUGCUACAUAAAAUGUUAGCCAAAUGGACCAUGUCGCAAAAGGGAUUAAAACAUUUAUUCGGUCUUGUUGCCGUUAUUGCAAUACUUUCGGAUUUACCAGUGGUUCAGGCCGUACGUGUCGGCAGUCCCCAACAGAAUCUACGAAUUAAAGACAAACAGCCGGAUCAGACAUCGGCCGGCUCCUACUGGCAACAGCACGUGGCCACACCCAGCAGCAGCGGCAGCAGCAGCGGCGGCAGCAGCGGCAGCUCGACGCCCUUCGAUUCGCCCUUCUACUCGGCGACGCAUGGCCUCGUUCAGACGCACCCCUCGCUGGGUGCUGGCGUGCCACGCCCCGUGCCGCUCAGCAGCAAUAGCUUGGGCAGCGGAGCCCCUGUCAAUGGCAAACCAUCGCUGACCGCAGGCAGCGGAUAUUUGAAUUCGCGAGGCAACUUACCCACCUCCGCCCGUUAUCCGGCGAACAAGAUCAGCGGCACCGUUGUGGAACCGAAUCCCAAGUCGCCCUUCCGCCAUCUGGAUUUCUCAACCAGCGCCACCGCCGAACUGCGACGCAAUCCCGCCCUGUCCGCCCCCGAUGAGUGCGCCCGUGCCUGCCGAGAGGGGGAACCGCCAAGGAUCUGUUAUUACCACUUCACGCUCGAAUACUACACCGUGCUGGGAGCUGCCUGCCAGGUGUGCACGCCAAAUGCGACGAAUACUGUGUGGAGUCACUGUCAAUGCGUUUUGGCCGAUGGCGUUGAACGCGGCAUUCUCACGGCAAAUCGGAUGAUUCCCGGUCCGAGUAUUCAGGUGUGCGAGAACGACAAGGUUGUAAUCGAUGUGGAGAACCACAUGGAGGGCAUGGAGGUGACCAUUCACUGGCACGGCAUCUGGCAGCGUGGAUCGCAGUACUACGAUGGCGUCCCAUUCGUCACACAGUGUCCCAUUCAGCAGGGCAACACAUUCCGCUACCAAUGGACGGGCAAUGCCGGCACCCACUUCUGGCACGCCCAUACGGGUCUCCAGAAAUUGGACGGACUUUACGGCAGUGUGGUGGUGCGUCAGCCACCCUCACGUGAUCCCAACUCGCAUCUGUACGACUUUGAUCUGACCACACACAUCAUGCUCAUCAGCGAUUGGUUGCACGAGGAUGCGGCUGAGCGUUAUCCUGGUCGUCUGGCGGUCAACACUGGCCAGGAUCCCGAGUCCAUGUUGAUCAACGGCAAGGGACAGUUCAGGGAUCCCAACACUGGCUUCAUGACCAACACUCCCCUCGAGAUCUUCACAAUCACACCAGGACGACGUUAUCGCUUCCGCAUGAUCAACGCCUUCGCCUCCGUCUGUCCCGCCCAGGUGACGAUCGAGGGACACGGCAUGACCGUCAUUGCCACUGACGGCGAGCCAGUGCAUCCCGUCAAUGUCAACACCAUCAUCUCAUUCUCAGGUGAACGUUAUGACUUCAUCAUCACUGCCGAUCAGCCUGUGGGUGCCUAUUGGAUCCAACUGCGAGGCCUUGGCGAGUGCGGCAUCCGUCGUGCCCAGCAACUGGCCAUUCUCCGUUAUGCCCGUGGUCCCUAUCAACCUGCCUCAUCUCCUCCCACCUACGAUGUCGGCAUUCCCCAGGGUGUGGUCAUGAACCCCUUGGACGCACAAUGUAACCGUCAACGGAACGACGCCAUCUGCGUGAGUCAAUUGAAGAACGCUCUCGAAAUAGAUCGAGGACUGCUAGCUGAGAAGCCAGACGUGAAGAUCUUCCUGCCAUUCCGAUUCUUUGUCUAUCGCGCCGAGGACCUCUUCCAGCCUAACACCUACAACAGAUUCCUGGUGGCUCCAACGGGCGAUCAUGUGAUCUCACUGAUCGAUGAGAUCUCCUAUUUGUCGGCACCGGCCCCACUCACCUCGCAGUUCAAUGAGAUCAAUCCGGAGCAGUUCUGCAACGGAGACAAUCGUCCGGCGGAUUGUGGACCCAACUGCAUGUGCACCCACAAGAUCGAUAUACCCCUUAAUGCCAUUGUGGAAGUUGUGCUCGUCGAUGAGGUACAACAACCGAAUUUGUCGCAUCCAUUCCAUCUGCACGGUUAUGGCUUCAGUGUCAUCGGUAUUGGCAGAUCGCCAGACUCGACAGUGAAGAAGAUCAAUCUGAAACAUGCGCUCGAUCUGGACAGACGCGGUCUGUUGCACAGACAGUACAAUUUGCCACCGACCAAGGAUACAAUCGCUGUGCCCAAUAAUGGCUACGUUGUGCUCCGUUUCCGAGCAGAUAAUCCUGGUUUCUGGCUGUUCCAUUGUCAUUUCCUGUUCCACAUUGUCAUCGGCAUGAGUCUGAUAUUGCAAGUGGGCACAAAUGCGGAUCUGCCUCCAGUGCCACCUGGCUUCCCCACCUGUGGCGAUCAUACUCCGCCCAUACCCAUUAACUAAGCUACUUCAUGGGGAGUUUCGCUUACUAAACAAACAAACAAACAACAACAACAACAGCAACAGCAACAAGAAAGCAAAUUUAAUACGAGUAACAAGUAAAAAUAUGUAACUAGAAAGUGGACCUGCCUACUGAACCAGCUGAACAGUUUGUACAAAGUUUUUUUUUAGAGAAAGAGAAGAAGAAGAAGAACAACAACAGCACAAUGAGUAUGUAUGUACACGUCUGUAUAUACCCUGUAAAGCACAGCUUCCUGUAUAAUAUUCCCCCCACCCUCACCCCCACCCACAUUCCCUUACCCCCUUCCGCACAAGCUUGCCACAAAGUUGCAUCAAGCAAUAAGUCUUCUUUCCCUUAAAACCCAUUUGGAAAAAAGAAAACAUGUGUAAAAAGUUAUUAAAGCAGCCAUAAAAUAUAAGAGUUUCCCCACCAUCCCCCUUGAUACAACGACACCCGGAUGCUCUACUAUCUGCCGAGUGUUAAUAAUGUUAUGUUUAAAGUGUAUAUUUAAACUAAUGUAUGUGUAUAGAAGGGCCGAAAUGAAAACACGCUGGUGCCUAAACAAAUUCUCUGCAAAUUCCGCCUUUUCCCUGGGAGGGAGAAAGAGCAGGGAUUUUUUGUGUGUGAAAUGCGAAUGGAAAUAAAUAUAUACUUGUAUAUCUAUAUAUAUCUAAAUCUCUAUAAAUAAUUAUUAAUGUACAUAAAAUGUCUAUAUAAAUGAAUUAUGUAUGUAUUAUGCUUAACUAUACUUGUAUGUAAUGCCUAAUGCCUAGGGUCUAUUAAAUCCAAUAUACUCUCAUUGGCUUCUCACAGUCAUAUUUAAUAGCUGCGAAUUUUGACAAUUAUCAUUAACGCACAACAUGCAUUUGCUAUUGUUUAAAUAAAUACGAGUAUUCGUAUAUACAUAUAUGCAACUUGUACAAAAAACAGCAAAAGAAAUCAAUAUUUAAACUGGACAAAAGAAACUGAUGAUUUGUAAAGCAUGAACAGAACCCAAUUAACUGCCCGUUAAAUGUAUAUUUAUUGUUUAAAUCAAUUUUAAUAAAAAUGUGUAAAAUAAAA
Molecule: messenger RNA, 3845 nt
Organism: Drosophila innubila
Lineage: Eukaryota; Metazoa; Arthropoda; Insecta; Diptera; Drosophilidae
Gene: stw
Product: laccase-5
Exons: 8
Coding region: 401-2785 (794 amino acids)
Biological process (GO): iron ion transport
Cellular component (GO): plasma membrane
Molecular function (GO): copper ion binding; oxidoreductase activity
Source: RefSeq, a predicted model, not a curated record